CACAGCGACAGACACUUUGUUUCAGGGGAGAGUUCAUCACAAUCAUUUACAGACGAGGUGUGCGAGAAGAGAGCAACAGUGUCCGCUGGCUGCUUAAUCGAGGGGCAUUGAAAUAAGGAGGAGGACUGCAGGAUUGUACCGAAACCAGCCAGGAUUUCACGACAGACCUGUGUUAUUUUAAAGCCGCCUGAUCGUUAAAUCCGCAGCUGCUGUAUAAUUUGAAAUUUGAAAAGAAAAAAAAAAUCUGCUGCCUGGCGCUGCCUGUGCUUCAUUGAUUUGUCCGUCAAUUCUAGUUAACUAUUUUGUUGUAAACACGUCGUUUUAGUUCUCUUAGACAAACGCGACUAUAAAUAAAUAAAAACAUAUCUUGUUGUAUUAUUAACAUGGCUCGCCGGCAGCAUGAUGUUCCUGUCUUAAGGAGGCGAUCGGGUUUGAUAACGCUGGUGUUAUAUACACUGGCAUUGCAAGCUGCCGACUCUCAGAGGGUGAAGGUGGAGCCGGAGGUUUCCUCGUUCCCGGGGCAGGACGUCACCCUGCGCUGCAGCUUCUCCGACCCCACGGGCGAGGUCAAGAAGAGUCAGGUGACCUGGAUCCGGGAGACCCCUGAUGGCAAGAAAGUGAACAUCGCCGUGUUCAACCCCCAGUUUGGAGCGAGUUACCCCGAAAAGAGCAUCGAUGGGCGCAUCGCUUUCCGGGCCCCCUCCCUGCUGGACCCCAGCAUCGUCCUGCAGCGGAUCACCAUGGGGGACGAGGGCAACUACAUCUGCGAGUACGCCACCUACCCCAGCGGCAACGAGGAGGGCACGACCAGGCUGUUUGUGUUGGCCAAGCCCUCCAACAACGCCACAGUGCUCCCGGUCCGAGCGGGUCCGGACCCCAUCGCCGUGGCGCGCUGCGUGUCGGCCAACGGCAAGCCUCCGUCCGAGAUCACGUGGGUGUCGGCGCUGCCGGGGAACAGCACGAGCUCCAUGGUGAAGAACAGCGACGGCACGGUCACGGUGACCAGCGAGUACCGAGUGACCCCCUCCGAUGCCUUCAACGGCAAAGACCUGAGCUGCGUGAUCCAGCACAAGACCCUGAGCCAGCCCGAGAGCUUCCUGCUCAAAGCGUCCAUAGAGUACCCCCCCCGGGUGGUGAUCUCGGGCUACGAUGAGAACUGGUUCCUGGGUCGAGAGGGGGUGGAGCUGCAGUGCUCAGCCAAGGCCAACCCCCCUGCCACCAGCGUGGUCUGGACAGCUCUGAGUGGCGUGCUCCCCGGCUCUGUGGAGGUGAACGGGCCGGUGCUGAAGGUGAUGAAGGUGGACUAUGAACUGAACACCACCUUCAUCUGCGAGGCCAACAACAGCGUCGGCACGGGCAAGGUGGAGCAGAACAUCCUGGUCACAGAUUCUCGUCUCCCGAUGAAGGGGGCAGCCACGGGCAGCAUCAUUGGCGGGAUCAUCGCUGUCAUCAUCAUCCUUGCGGUCAUAGGCACCAUCGUCAUGGUGAUCAAGAGACAACGCGAGAACCGCACCAACGGAGACGAUGUGGAGGGACCUCCUUCCUACAGGCCCCCCCCUCCCAAGAAGACCGGGGGCUCCACAGAAGCACUUGAUAAACUCCAUGUGGAUGCUCCCUCCAGAAUCAAUGCCAUGGACGUAGACGCUUAUUACGAUGACCCUGCGGAGGCACACUUCAGAGACAACAGCUCCGGGCCCCCGGGCUACAGCUCCCCUAGUGGCCAAGAGGAGAACUACCAGCGCAGUGCCCUUGUGCAGGACGACUAUCUGGAGCAGACGAACCCCAUCUACAAUGAGCUGAGCUACCCGGAGCCAGGCUCCUCCCACGAUGGGCGGGGCUACAUGAUGUCACCGGCUGUGUACGUCUAGACCACACCCACCCUGACUCCUCCCUGCUAGGGGCGGGGGCUUUGUGAUGUCAUUGGCCACGCCUCUCCUUGUCACAGAUAUAUGGAUUAGACUAUUUUUUCUUUUUUCAAAUUAAUUCAAAUUAAGUGGAUAUUACUGUCCUGUUUUAUUUUUAAGCAGCCCUCCAUGAUAUACGCUGAAUAAGGCAUUGGCAGAAAUGUUUUGCUGUGUGGCGGUUGGACUUGUUUUUAAUCCUUACCCUGCCAUCUAAAAGUAUGCCGUGCUCCAAGGGUGUGGAAUUCAAGGCCCAGUUUACAGCUGCUUAACCACAUUGUCUGCAAGUCCCUCCCCAGGGCUUUCGGCGUGAUAACACAGAGAGCCGCUCUCGCUGGGUCGUGCGCAAGGGAUUAGACCAACUGCGAAAUGCUCACUCGAGGAAGAGGGACAUGAGAAGGAUUUAAACCACUUUCCUACCGAGAAAACCCACGAGAUCCUUCUCCUCAUCGUGCUUUACUCAAUUCGAGAAUAUCCAAAAUUUUCAAAUAACUCAAGAAAUACCUGCCUUUUUUGAAAUACCUGCCUUCCAGGUGAAUAUUUUAGCUGUGAAAAUUAUUAAAGCCUAGUGUCUCUCUGCCCUGUCAUACUCUCACUCUCUCUCUCUCUCUCUCUCUGUCUCUCUCUCUGUGCCUCGAUGUACAUAAAAUAGCUCAGUUCGCCCCCUGCUGGUUGUACAUAGAAAUGAUUCUGUAAGAAAUUGAAUGCAAACCCUUAGACAAGUUCAUGCGAAAUAAGACACUAAAGCAAAAACACAUGCCACUAAUUUUAUUUUCUUUCUUACUGAAUUUUUGAAUGUCAGUAUUUUUUUUUUUAAAUAUGGGGGGGGGGGGUGCUGUUUGUCAGGAGCUGUAAGAGAUCUGUCAAAUCUUAUUGACUGAAAGUGUCCUGCUUGAACAGACCGCACGGAGCACUAAUGGAACGAUUAUACGUCUAUCCAGUAUGUGUUGCAGGGGGGGCAGGUUUAACGGUUACACUCUGGUGUUCCAGCUGUGCUUAGAGAGAAGACGUGUUUGACAGCUCUAGAGGGACUGCUUUUUUUAAAAUAAAAAAUUAAAUAAAAAAUGAACUAAAAAUAAAUGUGAAAAUCCAGACCCUGAACCAAGUUUGUAGAGACGUCAGCUUUUCAGUUUGUCUGUGAUGUAACUGGAGAAACCCAGCUGUCUGUGCGGAGCUGUUAAUAUCAUUAUAGUCUGAAUCGGCGAUUGGACCAGGCUUCGAAUCGAAACUUUAACACGAAGGGAAAUCGGACCCAACAUCUAAUUAUUUUUACAAAGGUGAUUUUUAAGCCUUUUACCAAACUGCUGAUCCAAGACACUUUUUUGUAGCUGGCUGACCACUGCGUUCUACUGAAAAGGGGGAAGGGUCUGUUAAGAUUUGGAGAACUCUCUUAGUUUUUGUUAUUUUGUAAAAGUUCCUAAACUCUGCCUGUUACUGUCCUGUUCCGCGGCCCGAAGACAUUGAAGCUCUUUUUACUAGAGAGACGCUCCCUUUGUGUGACACUACAAAUCUCUCAAAUUUAAGUUAUUAAACUCUAAAUCCAUAACCACUGACAUUUAUUUCGAUCCCUGCGUUUGUUUGUUUGUUUGUUUUUAAAUGAGUAUUUGUUCUAUCGGAAUCUGAGAGCGAGUUUCAUUGCUUUGAAACCGUGCAGCUCUGCCCGGCCACAGCAGGCAAAGUCACUACAUGACCGCUUCAUACCGAUUUGUAUCGUUCUCGCUGAUUUGUAUCGUUCUCGCUGGUUUGUAUCGUUCUCGCUGGUUUGUAUCGUUCUCGCUGAUUUGUAUCGUUCUCGCUGGUUUGUCGUGUCGUGCAGCACAGAGAGGCUCUGCCCGGCUCACAGCACUACACGACGGACAGCAUUGUGAGGGGCAAGUUUCUAAUCAAACCCGCAGGGCUCGGGUUUGAAUGUGCGAGCUGCUCAGGAUUUAGAUCCAGUGAAAUCGGGUUAUGGUGUAAAAAUGACUGAUUUUUAAAAUUUUAUUAUGUUUUUAAUUUGGUGUCUUAUCAUAGCUACUACUGAUUUUAUAAGAUGUUUGUGUUUUUUUAACUGUAUUUUUAAAUAAAUAGUUUUUUUUAGCUGUGA
This is a messenger RNA of Acipenser ruthenus (sterlet), 3987 nucleotides long. Its product is annotated as nectin-2-like. Lineage: Eukaryota; Metazoa; Chordata; Actinopteri; Acipenseriformes; Acipenseridae. The coding region runs from base 384 to 1868 and encodes 494 amino acids. The record is from RefSeq and is a predicted model, not a curated record. The transcript is spliced from 9 exons.